Molecule: messenger RNA, 1448 nt
Organism: Phialemonium atrogriseum
Lineage: Eukaryota; Fungi; Ascomycota; Sordariomycetes; Cephalothecales; Cephalothecaceae
Product: S-adenosyl-L-methionine-dependent methyltransferase
Exons: 6
Coding region: 223-1311 (362 amino acids)
Molecular function (GO): methyltransferase activity
Source: RefSeq, a predicted model, not a curated record
CGGCAACAGGCCUUCCCCUUCUCAACCAUGCAUGCCGGCAUGUCAUAACUGACAACCACAGAGUCCGUCCCAUGACAGUCGGGGCGGGCCGCCCGCAUUGUUGUUCCCUCUCAUCUCUCCCGUGCUUGUGAUCCCCUCUUCAAUGUUUGUGUCUCACAUUCCUUCCAUGCUGCUGUGCUCAGAGUUGGUCCAACCUUGGAACUGGAACUUCAUUCGAUAACCAUGGCCGACGCACCAGCAAAAACAAAGUCGCCCUCGCCCAAACGAUCCGCAACCGCGUCUCCCAAGACCCCUCGGUCGCCAUCAGAGCACGAGCCGCAAGGAACAAUCCAGGCGGCCAUCGAUCUUCGCGACGAUGAUGCCGACUCGGCUGUCAGCAGUGGAGGCCAGUCUUCCUCAACCAGCUCGGUCACCGAGAGCAUUUACGCAUUCCGCACACUACACGGGAGGACGUACAAUGCGGCCAAGUCGUCCGAAUACUGGGCCCCCAAUGACGAGCUGCAGAACGAGGGUCUCGAUCUGCUGCACAACUGCCUUCUGAUGACCAUGGACAACAAGCUGUUUCUCGCUCCAAUCGGCGACAACCCGCAACGAGUUCUAGAUGUUGGGACUGGAACCGGAAUAUGGGCCAUCGACUUUGGGGAUAUGUACCCAAGCGCCCAAGUGAUCGGGACAGAUCUGAGCCCCAUACAGCCGGCGUGGGUACCGCCAAACGUUCAUUUCCAGAUCGAUGAUUGCCUCCUCGACUGGACAUGGCCGGAAGACCACUUCGAUUUCGUCCACCUGCGCGCCUUGUACGGCAGCAUCCCCAAUUGGGAACAGCUCUACGGCAAGGCCUUUAAGCAUCUCCAGCCUGGUGGCUGGCUCCAAGACUGCGAGAUGGACGUCAAGGUCGAGUCCGACCACGUCGACUUCCCCGACGACCACAUCUUCAACGAGUGGGGGCGGCUGUACUACGAGGCGGGCGAGCGGUCGGGGCGCACAUUUGCCAUAUCCUGUGGGCACACGAUGAGGGACACGAUGGAGAAGGUCGGCUUCGUCGACGUCCAGGAGGUCAAGCUCAAGGUGCCCUGCCAUGCCUGGCCGCGGGACCGCAAACUGCGCCAGGCUGGGUUGCUCCUGUUUGCGAUGCUGGACCACAGUCUUGAGGGGUUUGGCAUGUUCUUGUUUACGCAGGUGCUCGGGUGGUCGCCGGAGGAGGUGCUGGUGCUUACGGCAAAGAUGAGGGCCGAGGUUAAGAAGAAAAGUAAUUGCGGGUGGAUCGCGACGACCGUUGUAUUUGGCCGGAAACCAGAGACUGGUAAACCAUAAUUGGUAGACAAAGGGAUGGGAGAUAUUUCCAAGUAUACAUGUAUCUAGGUAGACCCCGUUCUCUUAGCCGCGGCGGGCACCCAGAUUCCAAUCCAUCACGCCCCAGUUGAGCUGAGCCACGUCAACGUCUAACGGAG